This is a messenger RNA of Gossypium arboreum, 1132 nucleotides long. RefSeq lists its product as uncharacterized. The record is from RefSeq and is a predicted model, not a curated record. Lineage: Eukaryota; Viridiplantae; Streptophyta; Magnoliopsida; Malvales; Malvaceae. The coding region runs from base 263 to 769 and encodes 168 amino acids. The transcript is spliced from 2 exons.
GAAAAAAGUAAUUUUAUCAAUGUGGCACACCACCAGCUGUGCAAAGGCAGAUUUUUCUGCCUCUUUAGAAAUCUUACGCCGGCUUCAACCAGCAUAUGAGAUGGGCUUGCGGAAUGUAGCCGCAACACUUGUUACCAUGCUACGGUCUUCGUUAAUAGAUUUAAUCUCUAUUAGGCUCUAUAUUAGAUGAAAAGGAUAUACAGAGACCGCAGACUCAAAUAUCUUCACUAAACUUUCAUUUCUUUUCUUCCAUCUUCCAUCCAUGGCGGCUAACCACUUCAACUCCCAUCUGGGUUUAGCUCUAGCCUAUCUAAUCUUCCUCAUUUCAAUCCCCAAAUCUCUAUCAGUCCUUGAGCCUCAGCCUGCUCCUCCCUCUGUCUGGGAUAUCCUUCCUAAAUUCGGUCUCCCCAGUGGGCUUCUACCAAGCACUGUCACCGAUUAUGUCCUCCACGAUGAUGAGAGGUUCAUCGUCAUGUUGGACAGCCCUUGCUACAUUCAAUUCGAGUACUUGGUCUACUACGAAAAGACCAUCACUGGAAAACUGGGUUAUGGCUCCAUUACCGAUUUGGAAGGCAUCCAGGUGCAGCGGUUCUUCUUGUGGUUCGAUGUGAAUGAGAUCAAGGUCGAUUUGCCACCCUCCGACUCCAUAUAUUUCCAAGUUGGAUUCAUCAACAAAAAGCUCGACGUUGACCAGUUCAAAACCAUCCAUUCUUGCCGUGAUGAGGUUACGGGCUCUUGUAAAUAUUCUUCGGAAUCACUUCUUCAGUGACGUUUGUAAUUUCAGCUUCCAACGCCUAGAAACGAAAUUGAGGAGCUAAUUACGGAGUAGGUGCCAUGGAGUGGUGUAUUGGCAUGGAAUGGAGAGAGGUACUGUGCAGACUCCAAAAGGAUGGGUCUGGCAUCAGAAUGUGUUAUAAGUAGAUUUUGUAAAUAAUGGACGUACAUAUUUUAACUAUAGUUUUAAUGUGUGAGAUCUAUAUUUCUUUGCCUCAAUUCGCUAGGCAUAUAAAUGGGGUUUCAGUUUUACGAUGUGACCCUUGUUUGAAUUGGACCAGUUGGUUAGAUAUCAAUUUGGAUAAUGGUUUUGAAUUAUUCAGAUUGAAAAUUGAUAAAGGAUUGAACCUGUUAAAAA